Molecule: messenger RNA, 2259 nt
Organism: Protobothrops mucrosquamatus (brown spotted pit viper)
Lineage: Eukaryota; Metazoa; Chordata; Lepidosauria; Squamata; Viperidae
Gene: HNMT
Product: histamine N-methyltransferase
Exons: 7
Coding region: 1022-1894 (290 amino acids)
Molecular function (GO): N-methyltransferase activity
Source: RefSeq, a predicted model, not a curated record
ACUGAACCACUACACCAACCUGGCUCUUAGAUACUUUAAAGAGUAGCUCCACAGAAAGCACAUUGUAGCAGCCAUUCAUGAUAUAAUAAGAGUGACUUAAAAGGUUCCCUUAAACCAAGCUCCCUACUAUUAACUAUGAAAUUGGUUUCCUAUAUCAGGUCCAGCCCUGCUUACCUUUUUCAAAAUCCGCUAGAUUCUACUCCCUGCUGAAGUUUGAAGAACAGGUAACUAUCAGCCCAUAAAUUGUUGGCCCAGUGGGUGGAAAUGGAUUCUUUGCUAUUGUGGCCCUCUGGAUUCUAGGAAUCCAAUAAGAGGUGAGGAUUGAGGGGCCUUCCCAAGCUAUGAAAAAGUAAUCUCAUUCAGCCCUGGUUUCCUAUUGGAUCUCCAUUUGAUUUUUUUGUAGCCUAUCAUCAAGCUUAGUGAAUGAUGAAUAAUGACUGCUUGCUUAGAGUUAAAGAAGGAUAAAGUAGAGCUAGGUGUCACCAAUAUAUUGAUGGCACCCACUCCAGUGUUCCAGAUACCUUUAUUGAAGCAUUGUACAGCAGAAGUGUCAAACAUGUAACCCACAACACUCCCAGGUGUGGCCCAGAUCAGAUUAAAAUGCAACUGGGUGAUAUUUAGGAAAAUAAAAUAAAAAUACAACAAAAUAGCAAUAAUAUUACAUUUUGAAGCUCAAUAAGAAUAAAUAUAAUGACCAAUCACCCAAACUCCAGGCUUGUGACUCAGGAAAUGUCCUGCAUAAACUUGCUUCCUAAGCUAAAUUGCAGCAGAAAGGAUAGGGCUAAUGAGAUAUGAGAUAUCCAAGCAGGCAAAGGAGGUCAUGGAUAAUUGGAAAGAAGCAGUUCACACUAAAUUGGACGUUGCAUUACUCAAACUCACACUAAUUGUGACCUCUCUGUACUUUUGUCCCAGAUGACUGGCAGGCAGGCAGCCCUGCACGGUUAGGUGACCUGCUCCGGUCUACAGUGUUUCCAGUGCCUGAAGGAAUACCUCUCUCCAAAACAGCAGGUUGCCGGUUACCAUGACCAUGAGGAGUUUGUUCUCGAAUCCCAGCCAUUAUGUCGAAACUUUUCAAGUCUUCCUCAAGAAGUCAACCGAACAUCAGUGCAUGCAGGACUUCAUUGAUAAGAAGCUGCCCCAGUUAAUAUCCAGCAUCAGUAAUGGAAAAACUGAAAUCAACGUUCUAAGCGUUGGUGGUGGUUCAGGAGAAAUUGACCUUGAGAUUCUUGCAAGAUUACAGUCGGAAUAUCCUGGAGUGAUCAUUCAUACUGAUGUGAUAGAACCAAAUGCAGAACAAAUAAACAGUUAUAAAGAAUGUGUUGCAAAGGCAUCAGAUCUCAAGAACAUAAAGUUCACUUGGCACAAGGAGACAUCCCUGGAAUAUGAAAAUCGAUUUAUGGACAGCAAAGAGAUGGGAAAAUGGAAUUUCAUCCAUAUGAUCCAGAUGCUGUAUUAUGUAAAAGACAUGCGAGCUACCAUUAGGUUCUUUCAUGGCCUCUUGGAACCUGGGGCCAAACUCCUCAUUAUUCUUGUUUCAGGACGCAGUGGCUGGGCCAAGUUGUGGAGGAAAUACGGUCAUCAUUUACCUCCGAAUGAUCUUUGUUUAUAUAUUUCUUCUGCUGAUGUUGAAGAGAUGCUUGAUGGUUCUGGACUGAAAUAUCAGUCUUACGAGCUUCCAUCAGACAUGGACAUUACAGAUUGCUUUAAUGAAGGGAGCAAAACUGGCGAACUUUUGCUUGAUUUUUUGACAGAAACCUACAAUUUCAGUAAAACUGCCCCUCUUGAUCUAAAAAAUGAACUCAUUGAAGAUCUUAAAAAGCCUGAAUACAGUGAAAGGAGAGGUGACAAGUAUUUUUUUAAUAACACCUUGAGCGCAAUAAUGAUUGAACAUUAAAAUGGAGAGACUUACUUACAUACCUAAUAUCACUAUGAACUUGUUUAAUAUUUUAAUAACUGACUUGUAUGUGAAACCUGAGACAGAUACAGACAGAAAUACUCAAGUGAGAUAUAGUAUUUUGUGCCUUGCAUUAGAAUUGUUAAGAGUAUAGAUAUGUGUUUGCAAUGUUGCAGAGGGACACCUUAUUAAUAAAUUAAAACUUACCUUAUUGGGCUGCCUAUCAUUAUUCCUAUGUGAAGGUCCUAUGUUGAGAUGAUGAAUCAGAUCUUGAAAAGGCAAAAGUCUAUAUUCAUCUGGUUUAUCAAGAAGGUAUGGUUGAUUCAUUCAUACAUCUGAUGAAAAAGUGCCUCAAUGUCUUUCAA